AUGGUCACCGAGAGUUCACAUUUCAACAUUUCCAGUGCAGUCAAGAACACGAAGAUGGGCAACUCUAACCAGAAACCAGCUACGACGUCGGCUGCUUCUUCACCCACUACCCUCGCAACGCCCUCGAUCGACGUCGCCACAACCCCACUCUUGGUCCACGUGCCGCUCAGUUUGGAAAACGCCGACGCCAGCGAGAUGCAGCAACUCGCCGACGACGUCUGCGUUGCCUUGCGAGCACGAGUUGCCGGCUACGACGACAUCAAUGUCGACGACUUGGUGCUCACGCACUUGACUGGUGCCAUGACCAACGUGAUCUUCACCUGCCACAAGAAGUCCGCGCCCGAAGACCGAGUGCUGCUUCGUCUGUACGGGGCCGGCACGGAAGCAUUCUUCUCCCGCCAAGAAGAGAUCCUCGUGUUUAAGGAACUGUCCCUGUUAAACCUUGGCAUUGGGUUGGUCGGGGAGUUCCAAAACGGCCGCUUCGAGCGCAUGAUCGAGGGCCGUACGUGCACUGCAGAAGACAUCCGACGCCCAGAGCUCUCGGAAAUGAUCGCUGCGAAGAUGGCCGUGUUCCACACGACCCAAGUUGACAUGGACCGCAAGCCACGCAUCCUCGCGAGCAUCCGCAAGCUAUUCAAGGACGCCCAGGCCGCGUAUGCGACGACCCAUCGGCAGUUUCCUGACGUGGACGCCAUGGCGGCGGACAUUGCCGCGCUGGAGGCGCUGCUGGCGACCGUGGACUCCCCCGUCGUGUUUUGCCACAACGAUUUGCAGUACGGCAACAUCAUGCUCUCGACUAGCACUGGACAAGACAAAGACGGCGAAGAUGCUGUCCUGAUUGACUUUGAGUACAGCCACUACAACCCCCGAGGGUACGACAUCGGCAACCACUUUUCGGAAUGGUGCUACAACUACCACGGCGACGCGCCCCACUUGGGCGACUUUGCCAAGUACCCGACGGCGGCGGACCAGCGGCGCUUCUGCCGCGCCUACUUGUCGUCCCAGUCGGCGACCUGCGAUGACGUGGCAGACGCACACGUGGACCAGCUAAGACACGAAGCCAACGUGUACGCGAACGCCACGCACUUGUUUUGGGCCCUCUGGGGCUUUAUCCAAGCCACGCAGUCCACCAUCGACUUUGACUACUUUGGCUACGCAACGUGCCGGUGGCACGCGUUCAAGACGCGUGUGACACUGUCAAACGAUGUCAAGUAGAGAAAUAGUAGCCGCCCUACGUCAUUGACAAUUGCAUUAAUACAAUAAUUACUUGGAUAAGAG
Molecule: messenger RNA, 1278 nt
Organism: Aphanomyces astaci
Lineage: Eukaryota; Oomycota; Saprolegniomycetes; Saprolegniales; Verrucalvaceae
Exons: 1
Coding region: 1-1215 (404 amino acids)
Biological process (GO): phosphatidylethanolamine biosynthetic process; phosphatidylcholine biosynthetic process
Cellular component (GO): cytoplasm
Molecular function (GO): ethanolamine kinase activity; choline kinase activity
Source: RefSeq, a predicted model, not a curated record